Mixia osmundae IAM 14324 is the source of this 1392-nucleotide messenger RNA. RefSeq lists its product as uncharacterized. Gene Ontology annotation, biological process: proteolysis. Bases 1 to 1392 code for a protein of 463 amino acids. Lineage: Eukaryota; Fungi; Basidiomycota; Mixiomycetes; Mixiales; Mixiaceae. Gene Ontology annotation, molecular function: metalloexopeptidase activity. The record is from RefSeq and is a predicted model, not a curated record. The transcript has 2 exons.
AUGAGGCUGUGGCUGCUCUUCCUCGGCUCGGCGAGCUCACUUGCGGCAGCCGAGUAUGUCUUCAGCGACAGCGCAGAUUCCGUCGGUGCUCACUCGCAAAGCUAUCCCCUGACGACUUGCAAUGGUCUCACAAUCGGCAGCACAACCUCGAGCAUUGAAGUUCCUAGUAGCUUGGUCACAGUGUGCAUCUACCGCGCAAGCCUCGAUGAGACCGUCCACGACUCACCGCCCAGCAUCGUAACUUGGCAGCGCAGUAUCAGCCAUGGCCUCGAUACAGCUUUACGGCAGCAGACGCGCAUCGCACAGACCGUGUUCAGCAAAAGACUGCCUCUGGAGACUCAGCUCGAGGUAUUGCAUCAGGCAGGCGAUCGACAUACUAUCGUACUGAGUCUGCCUAGCUGGCUCCUCCCUCGGAUAGAUGAGCUCUUGCCAUCAGACGCCAAAGUGACGCUCGUAUCAUCUACGCCCCUCGAGGCAGUGCCCAAGCAUGCCAUAGAGCGGCUUGAGCAGCUCACUGCAUCAUUGAGAUUCUCGCCCAAGUAUGAUGCCGCCCUCUCGAGUAUGUCAGAAGUCGAUAUCGCCGCAGAUCUCGCCGUCCUGACUGGUCAACGGCCCGACGCGCCGUGGAUCACGCGACACUCGUACACGUCUGGCGCGAGGCAGGCUGCGCACUGGCUCAGGAAGCAGAUAGAGCAGGAUGAGCGUGCCAAUUGCACUUUUGAGCAUUUCAGAGCCGCCUUCGCGCCCAACGUCAUCUGCCGCUUCACGGGACGCAAGUCCGGCAGCAAGGUCGUCAUCCUCAGUGCUCAUCUCGACUCGCGGGGUACUUUUGGCGAGGUAAGGGCGCCAGGAGCAGACGAUGAUGGCUCGGGCACCGGGGGCAUACUUGCUGUCGCACGGGCAAUACGCAACUAUGUCGAAUCGUUCGAACACGACGUCAUGCUCUGUCUCUUCGCCGGCGAAGAACAGGGUCUCGUUGGCUCGCGAGCUUUCGCGCCCCAGGUGAGAGCAGCAGGUCUGGAUGUCAUCAUCAUGCUUCAGUCGGAUAUGAUAGCCUACCGAAAGCCAGGCGAGCCACUCCAGCUCGGCUUUCCCGCAGACGGUACGGCUACCGCUGCAGCAACUGACCUCGUCAGCAACAUCAGCAGCAUGUAUGCGCCACAAUUACGUGUUGGCCCAACAAGAGCCUGCUGUUCCGACCAUCAAUCAUUCUUCGAGCAAGGCCUAGCGAGCACGCAGCUUUUCGAACGUGCAGGCGAUAUCGCCUUGCCUGUGUACCACGAUUCCCACGAUCUCACGACGCAAAAGGGUUACGACUUCUAUCAGCUCAAGAGCAUUGCCCAAGUCAUGCUUGCGACGGUGCUUGUGACUGGCAAUGCUACCAUUGUAUGA